CAGGGUUAUGGGGUGGCUGGACACACAACACCCGACACUGGACAGAUAAGACUGACAGCAGUUCAGCUGCAUGUACUCACGGCCUGAGGCAGGAGGGCACCGCACACCACGCAGCGUCAGACAGAGGUUGCACUUGGGAGCAGGGUGACUGUGAGAGGCAGGAUCUGCUGUAACAAGAAGGCAUCAAGAGAGGCAUGGAAUUAAAAAUGAGACUGCCCCAGGCACAUGUGUAGGAGUGGAGUCUUGACCUGAGCAUUCCAUUUGUGGUUGAGACAGAAAUGGAAGAUUCAGUGCUGCCUCAGCAGAAACAAUCAGCUAUGCCUUGGGAUCAAGAUCCAGAACAAUCAACUGGAAAUUACAGUGAAGAUGAACAAAACGGAAAGCAGAAAUGGAGAGAAGAAGGAGGAGAAGCAGGCAGAAAGAGAGAACGAGAAAAAGAAAAAAAUGAAAAGGAGCUGCAAGAUGAACAGGAAAACAAAAGGAAAAGGGAAAAUGAGAAACAGAAACAGUAUCCCGAGAAAAGAUUAGUCAGCAAAUCCCUCAUGCAUACUCUCUGGGCAAAGUUUAAGUUAAACAGGUGCCCCACUAUACAAGAGAGUCUAUCACUCUCAUUUGAAUUUGACAUGACACAUAAACAGAUAAGUCAAUGGUUUUGUAAAACGAGGAAGAAAUAUAAUAAAGAAAUGUCCAAGAGAAAGCAUAAGAAAAAACAUAUGAGAUGGAGAUCUCUGUGUUGCCAAGGCUGGUCUCGAACUCCUGCCCUCAAGUGAUCUUCCUAUUUUGGCCUCCAGAAAUGCUGUGAUUACAAGCAUGAGCCAUCGCACUGGCUAAGACAUUUUACAUGACACCAUUCUCACCAAUAAAUGGAGUUCUGAAAGGAUAAACAAGAAAACAUUAACAGUCGUUGAUUCCGUGGAGUAGAACUAA
Messenger RNA from Gorilla gorilla gorilla (western lowland gorilla), 927 nucleotides. It is a transcript of the gene NANOGNB, whose product is annotated as NANOG neighbor homeobox. The transcript is spliced from 5 exons. The coding region runs from base 279 to 770 and encodes 163 amino acids. Lineage: Eukaryota; Metazoa; Chordata; Mammalia; Primates; Hominidae. The record is from RefSeq and is a predicted model, not a curated record. Gene Ontology annotation, molecular function: DNA binding.